Molecule: messenger RNA, 1673 nt
Organism: Triticum aestivum (bread wheat)
Lineage: Eukaryota; Viridiplantae; Streptophyta; Magnoliopsida; Poales; Poaceae
Product: B-box zinc finger protein 32-like
Exons: 1
Coding region: 393-1397 (334 amino acids)
Molecular function (GO): zinc ion binding
Source: RefSeq, a predicted model, not a curated record
UAAAAAAUUCGGAGGAGCCGGGAAUUCAACGCACUAGCACGUAGCACCCCAUGGCAGAGCUUCCUUGCUUGUACGACGGGCUAAAGAAUCAGCGGCGGCAGGCACCGGAGCGCGACAAAGCAAAGCCACGAACGACCGACCGUGCCCCGACAGCGAGGGGCGGGCCGGCGUACUUCGAGGGGGACGAGGUUUCGUGGCCACGGAUGGCUCUACGCCUCCAUCGGCGCAUCCCGCCGAUGGCGACGCCCCUCUCAAACUCGCGGCUCACGUCGGCCCUCGCGUCGCGGUCGAUCAACCGCAGCCACUUGUGGGGGUCGACGGCGCAGUGCGCCACCAGGUGUCGACCGCGCGCCGGGCGACCACAUGGCCACCGCUCAUGAUGCCGUCGAUCGAUGGGCGUGAGGCCGCUGCGAAUCGCGGGAGCGGCCGGGACGGCCGCGGUGCCUCCACGUCGCGGCGAUCGGGGCCAGGAUCGGACGCCGCUCGCGGCCCGCGCCCAUGACCACGCAAACUGCACGUGUACGAUACCGGGGGACGUGGGGAGCGGAAAAGAUCUCACCACCGAGCGCCCACCUCGCGAGCUGGCUAGCUCGGUCGUCGUCUUUAAAUACGCGCCCGGGCGAGGAGAAGCACACCACGCUGCCUCGCCGUCGUUCGUCGUCCAUCGUCUCGUCUCUCCCGGCUGCGAGUCUAGAAGAGCGCGCGACGCAACCCCGCCUCACCCUACGUGCGAGAGCGAGAGAGUGCUGAGGCUGGCGGAGAUGUGCGGCGCGACGGCGAGGUGCGCGCUGUGCGGCGCGCCGGCGGACGUGCACUGCGCGGCCGACGCGGCGUUCCUCUGCGCGCCCUGCGACGCCAGGGUCCACGGCGCCAACUUCCUCGCCUCCCGCCACCGCCGCACGCGCCUCGCUGCGUCUAAGGAGGACGAGGAGGAGCAGGAGGCCCUGUCCGGGAUGACCACGUCGAGCUCAUGCGUGUCCACGGCCGACUCUGCGACGACAACGACUCCGGCGCCGGUGGGGCGGAGGCCCAAGAUCAGGAGCAGCCCCCGCGCGCGGGGCGAGGAGGUGCUCGAGGGGUGGGCCAAGAAGAUGGGCCUUCCGGCGGGGGUGGCGCGCAGGCGCGCCGCGGCGGCCGCGCGCACGCUCCGGGCCGUGGCCGCGGCGCCGAGGAAGGUGCCGCUGCGCGUCGCGAUGGCGGCCGCGCUGUGCCUGGAGGUGAUGGCGGCUCACGUCGGCGGCGCCCACGAGGCCGGCGACGCGCUCCGGCGGCUGGAGGCGUGCGCGCACGUGCCGGCGAGGGUGCUCGUGGAGGUGGUCUCGUCCAUGGGCCGCGCGCGCGCCAGCAGACCGGCCGCCGCCGUGGACGCCGAAGAGGGCUGGGGCGAGUGCCCGUGAUCCAACACACGAUCUCCUCCAACAACACAUGACCCGUGACUCUCAUGAGAAGGCGGCUAAUUAAGCUUUCUCGUUCGUUAAUUUAGUAGUAGUACUCCGUAGUAUAUUUCUAGAGAGUCGAGUAAAAGUUGAUCAAAUCUUGUUGUUAGUUAGAAGGAUAGCACUGUACGAUGUAAUCCAAAUGGAUGGUGUCGGCCAUGGCAGCAAAGUGGAUCACAUGCUGUUCAGUAGCAUACUUGUUAGUAAUUUAGCUGGACUGAUUAGGCUUCUGCAUUA